Musca domestica (house fly) is the source of this 1252-nucleotide messenger RNA. It is a transcript of the gene Rfk, whose product is annotated as putative riboflavin kinase. Gene Ontology annotation, biological process: riboflavin biosynthetic process; FMN biosynthetic process. Gene Ontology annotation, molecular function: riboflavin kinase activity. NCBI's taxonomy places the organism in Eukaryota, Metazoa, Arthropoda, Insecta, Diptera, Muscidae. Gene Ontology annotation, cellular component: mitochondrion. Bases 330 to 899 code for a protein of 189 amino acids. The transcript has 3 exons. The record is from RefSeq and is a predicted model, not a curated record.
UUUAUUCUUUAAAAUAAAUGUGUUUUUUGCGAGAAAAAUUGAUAUAACAUUCAUACAUUAAAAUCUACUUCAGUGGCCAAGUGUUUUCAGUGUUGGGUAUCAUCACAUUACAUUUAUUAACCAAUACCACAGCCGCAGCAACAACAAAUCAAAACACACCAACACCACCGCCAAUCAAUUACUAGCCUUUUAAACAAAAAACAUCAUCAUCAUCAACAAUCAUUUCAGUCAGUCAAGCCAAUUCAAUCAAUUCCAGCCAGGCACGCUCUUGAAUAAAACAAAAAAAAAAAAAAAAAACAGUGGCUGCAAUUUACGCUUCAUCUUUAUCUAUGGUUUUAUUGUUUAAUAGUCGUAAUUUUUGCACAAUCACCAAACGUAACUGCUGCCACUCAACAACAUCGUUAUCUCUACAGAAAAUGUUAAAUAAUUUGCCCUUUUUUGCCUGUGGUAAGAUAGUAUCGGGCUUUGGUCGUGGCUCCAAAGAAUUGGGUAUUCCCACAGCAAAUUAUCCAUUGGAGGUUGUUAAGUCAUUACCCGAUGCCAUACAACCGGGUGUUUAUUAUGGUUGGGCCAAUGUCGACAACGGACCCGUAUACAAAAUGGUCAUGAGUAUUGGCUGGAAUCCAUUCUAUGACAAUAAGGAAAAAAGUAUGGAAACCCACAUAUUACAUAAAUUCGAUGGUGAUCUCUAUGGCUGCCUGCUGAAGGUUUGCAUUGCCGGCUACCUAAGACCUGAGGAAAAUUUCAAAAGUCUGGACGACUUAAUAGCACGCAUCAAACAAGACAUUGCCGAUGCCGAAGACCUUCUGGAAACAAAUGAAUCGAAUAGACAACUACAGUACCAUGACUAUUUUUCAAGCAACAGCUCUCUAAAUAAUUUGAAAAAUGGAAAAAAUUAACAAUCCUUCCUCCCUCUCACCCCCACCUAUCCACGUAGAUUUUGUUUUGUGUUUAAUUAGUACUUAAAAUUAUACUUUUUUAAUUGUUACCUCAAUACCCCCAUAUAUAUGUGGCACAUUGUUUUACAUGGAAACAAACCCCAAACCCAUUUCACGUCUACUUAUUAUUUUGUAAGUACUUAUGUUUUCUACAUUUUAAUUUAAAUACAAUUUUUUAAUAAUGAUGUACAAAUUUAUAUAGUAGAUAUGUGUUACAAAUUAUAUUAUGUUACAUACAGCAACAACAACAAAAAUAUAUGAAAUAGUCUGGUUUCUAGUGGUAUAUAUUCAUAUUGUGAUUAAUAAUAAUAACA